AACACAAGAAGGAGAAAAGUCACUCAAAUAAAGGACAGUAAAGAGGAGCGAGGUUUGUGAAGGAGCAAGGGACAUAAGACGUCAAUCACAUUGGGUUGUUAAAGUAUUUAGAAACCUCUUUUAAAAUGAAAGAUCACUGUUUGAUUCUUCUAGUCCUGUCAUUCUCAGCGAUCAGCGUACAGGCCUUAUGGAGGUUAAAACUGAAGAAAAUGCCCUCCAUACGAGAAACCCUCAAGGAAAUAGGUGUCACUCCAGCUCAAGUGCUGUCUGAGAUUAUGCCAAAAUUUAAUGAACCCUCACCCACCAAUGGCACAGCACCGACAGCUCUAAUUAACUACUUGGAUACUCAAUACUUUGGUGAGAUCAGUAUUGGUUCACCAGCUCAGAUGUUCAACGUAGUGUUUGACACUGGUUCUGCGAACCUUUGGGUUCCCUCACAUAGCUGUUCUCCUCUAUACACAGCCUGUUUCACACACAACAGGUAUGAUGCUUCCAAAUCCCUAACUCACAUUUUCAAUGGCACGGGAUUCUCCAUCCAGUACGCUUCUGGAAACGUCCGGGGAUUUCUGAGCGAGGAUGUGGUUGUUGUCGGUGGUAUUCCCGUUGUGCAGGUUUUCGCAGAGGCGACGGCUCUUCCUGCGAUUCCAUUCAUCUUUGCCAAGUUUGACGGAGUGUUAGGGAUGGGUUAUCCAAGUGCAGCCAUUGAUGGAAUUACACCUGUUUUUGAUCGCAUCAUGUCACAACAUAUCCUAAAUGAGGAUGUUUUCUCUGUGUACUACAGUAGGGACCCAACACACAUACCUGGGGGAGAGCUUGUACUGGGGGGCACAGACCCGAAGUACCACACUGGCUCUUUCCACUAUGUCAGUACCAAAGAGGAAGGCAAAUGGGAGGUCACCAUGAAAGGAGUUUCGGUGGGGGCAGACAUGCUGUUUUGCAUGGACGGCUGUACGGCUGUGAUUGAUACUGGCUCCUCCUACAUCACAGGACCUGCCUCCUCUGUUUCUAUUCUGAUGAAAACAAUUGGGGCAGUUGAGCUGGCUGAGGGAGGGUACACUGUGAACUGUGAUCUGGUGAAGUCUUUGCCCAUUGUGGCCUUUCAUCUUGGUGGUCAGGAAUAUCCUCUCACAGAAGAGGACUAUAUUCUCAAGCAGUCAGAGUUUGGGGAGGACAUCUGUACUGUGACCUUCAAAGCGUUGGAUGUGCCUCCCCCUACUGGUCCCGUGUGGAUACUGGGGGCAAACUUCAUUGCUCGAUAUUAUACCGAGUUUGAUCGAAGAAACAAUCGUAUUGGCUUCGCUCGAGCAGUCUGACAACCACUGGGAUCACUUUGACUUUAGCCUAACAUCAUAUUGCACAUAUCACAUAUAAACUACAAGUAGAUGGCCACUUGAUCUGUCACAUAAGUUUUAAUUGCUGUCCUCUUAAGAGCUUAUUUUUAGUUCCAUUUAUUUUUCUGUGAUCCAAGUUUGGAUUAGUAUAGUGGGGCUGGUUAAAGAACAGCAAAUUAUUUAUCAUCUGUCAGGAGUGAUUUUUUUACAACAGAGGGAUAUGUGGGUUUAUUAUAUUUUUUGCUAACUAGCUCAGAGAGGGAAAAUAGUGUUGAAUUCCCUUGCAAAAUUAAACACACUUUGUGUGUUUCUGUGUUAGGUUUUGCAACUCAUUUAUAUUAUUUGCAUUAUUCUGUCCUGUCUCUGAUUUUAAGUAAACUGAUUUAUGUACUGUGACUUUGGCCUCAAAAAAAAUAAAUUAAAAUAAAAUAAAAUAAAAAAUAAUAUAAUAAAAAAAAAAAUAAUGAUUACUACAUGGAAAAUAAACACAUUUGCCCAAGAAAUCCACUUGCAUUUUGCACCACUUUAUUCACCAUAGUAAUCUACUAAUAGUUAACACUUUACCGUAAGGUUCUAUUCAUUAACAUUAGUAAAAAGAACAGUUCACCCAGAAAUAAAAAUUCUCUCAUUAUUUACUCACCCUCACACCA
Myxocyprinus asiaticus (Chinese sucker) is the source of this 1981-nucleotide messenger RNA. RefSeq names its product renin-like. Gene Ontology annotation, biological process: angiotensin maturation. The transcript is spliced from 9 exons. Gene Ontology annotation, molecular function: aspartic-type endopeptidase activity. NCBI's taxonomy places the organism in Eukaryota, Metazoa, Chordata, Actinopteri, Cypriniformes, Catostomidae. The coding region runs from base 126 to 1313 and encodes 395 amino acids. The record is from RefSeq and is a predicted model, not a curated record.